AGGACUCUGAACACGUACCAGCCAGCAUAUAUAGCUCAGCUAGUGUCUCCUAAUCAAUGGCUCGCUUGGUCGGCGUCGCAGCGCCGCUCCUCCUCCUUCUCCUCCUGGCCUCGCCGGCCGCCGCCCGGGAUGGGGCUAUGCUAAGCACGGAGGGUAGCAAUGUCGGGGACGACGUGCAGCUGGUGCUGCCAGGGCUGGCCAAGUACGCCGUGAUCUUCGACGCCGGUAGCACGGGGACGCGGGUGCAUGUCUUCAAGUUCGACAAGAAGACCAUGGACCUCCUCAAAAUCGGCGACAGCAUCGAAUUCUUCGCCAAGGUGAGUCCUGGGCUGAGCUCGUACGCCGGACGGCCGCAUGAGGCGGGGAAGACGAUGAUACCCUUGCUAGACAAGGCGAAAAGCGUCGUGCCCUGGUGGCAAAUGAACAGAACGCCCCUUAAACUAGGGGCUACGGCUGGGCUGAGACUUAUCGGAGAUAAGCAAUCGGAGCAGAUCCUUCAAGCGGUGAGGGAUGUUGUGCACACCACCAGCAGAUUUCAGUACAACCCAAAGUGGAUCAAUGUUCUUGAGGGAUCUCAGGAAGGAUCUUACAUAUGGGUUGCCCUGAACUACCUGCUGGAUAGAUUGGGAGGAGAUUACUCCAAGACGGUAGGCGUGAUCGAUCUCGGAGGCGGCUCUGUCCAGAUGGCGUAUGCAGUCUCUGCAAACGCUGCAGCCAACGCUCCGGCAGUGCCUGACGGCAAGGACGCUUACAUCACCAAGGAGUUUCUCAAGGGCAGAGAUUACAACGUCUAUGCCCACAGCUACUUGUGCUACGGCAUCUUGGCCGCCCGCGUGGAGAUCCUGAAGGCGAAAUCCGGGCCGUUCAGCAACUGCAUGCUGCGCGGAUCCACCGGCAACUACACCUACAACGGCGAGAGCUACGACGCGACGGCGACGGCAUUCGGCGCGGUGUUACGAAAAUGCAGGGAAGAGGUCCGGCGGGCGCUGAAGCUCGACGCGCCGUGCGAGGCCAAGAACUGCACCUUCGGCGGCGUGUGGAGCGGCGGCGGCGGCGCCGGGCAGGCGGAGCUCUAUGCCACGUCAUCCUUCUACGGCAAGGCGACCCAGGUCGGGUGGGUCGACAAGGCGGCGGCCCACAGCGCCAGGUCUAGCCCGGCGGAGUUCAGGGCGGCGGCGGCCAAGAUCUGCCCGAUGAGCGUGGCGGAGGCCAAGGCGGCGUACCCUGGGGUCCAUGACACGGCGUAUGUUUGUAUGGACCUGGUGUACCAGUACACGCUGCUGGUGGACGGGUUUGGGCUGGCGCCCGCGAGGGAGAUCACGCUGGUGGACAAGGUGAAGCACGGCGAGUUCUUCAUGGAGGCCAAAUGGCCGCUAGGCGAGGCCAUUGAGGCCGUCGCGCCGAAGAAGAGUCUCUCACAAGAGGCGUGAUUUGCUUUUGCAACGAUGACGAUCCGUGCCGGCUUGGCGGCUUACCCAAAUAAUCCUUUUCUUUUGGAAUAUAUAAACGUGUAUAAGCGUUCGUUUUUUUUUAGUUUUUUUUUAAGAAUCGUCUGGCGUGUAAGCGUUCGUGUGUUCGUGUGUGUCGGUCGCGAGCUUGUUCGCACCACUUGGACUUAUAUGUUGCAGGCUGAGCUACUACGUAGGCCCAAUAUGGAGUUUCAGCCCUGUUUGUCUCGCACAACUUCGUGAAACGACUCAUGUCUACUCUUGCCCA
Messenger RNA from Brachypodium distachyon (stiff brome), 1716 nucleotides. RefSeq names its product probable apyrase 3. The transcript has 6 exons. The coding region runs from base 57 to 1430 and encodes 457 amino acids. Gene Ontology annotation, molecular function: nucleoside diphosphate phosphatase activity. Gene Ontology annotation, cellular component: membrane. Gene Ontology annotation, biological process: nucleoside diphosphate catabolic process. The record is from RefSeq and is a predicted model, not a curated record. NCBI's taxonomy places the organism in Eukaryota, Viridiplantae, Streptophyta, Magnoliopsida, Poales, Poaceae.